CUGUCGUGCGCGCACAUAGUCAAAGAGCUUUUCGUGUUUCCUCCAUUUGAGCGAUUGUCGAGGUGCUUGAUGGCCGCCCGGCGCGCCACGCUGUCGCACUUAGCUCCAUUGAGACACCCAGUUUGCACUUGAAAGUCGUGUGACAAUAAGUCUCCGGUGGGUAAUCAGCUCCCCCCGCCUCUCUGCCUUCCUCUUCCUCCCCACUGGCCGUGCGUCCCGGCCCCAGUGCGCAACGAGAGAGUCGCGCGAAAGGAGACAUGAAAGAAAUUUGUCUCCGCUUUUAUUUGACUUGGAGUUCUAGCUGUACUUGAUUUAUAAUAACAUUACGAGGCUUGUCCCUCCCUGCGUCAGCGCUGACAUGGCCAGCGAGACCCGUCAGCAGCAGCUGGAUCCUCCGCCUCCAUUCCGAUAUAGUCCGGUGUCCUGCGUCUUGCAUCCCGCCAUGCUGAGCUCACAAUCCGCUUCGGAAAGCUCGUCCACGGUGGCUAAAGGAAAGAAAAGCAGCUCGAGUUUGAGGCGGCCGGAAAAACCUCCGUAUUCCUACAUCGCCCUCAUCGUCAUGGCAAUCCAAAGCUCCCCGAGCAAACGACUGACACUCAGCCAAAUCUAUCAGUUCCUGCAGGCCCGUUUCCCCUUCUUCAGGGGCUCUUAUCAGGGAUGGAAAAAUUCAGUCCGUCACAAUCUUUCUCUGAAUGAAUGCUUCAUAAAGUUGCCCAAGGGACUCGGCAGACCGGGAAAAGGCCACUAUUGGACCAUCGAUCCUGGCAGUGAGUUUAUGUUCGAGGAGGGCUCUUUUCGUCGUCGGCCCAGAGGCUUCAGAAGAAAGUGUCAAGCCCUUAAACCCAUGUACAGGAUGAUGAACGGCAGAGGAUUCGGCACGUCCAUUAUGCCGGAGAAUUUUGACUUCCAGCCCCCCCCUGCAACGCUCUCCUGUCACGGCAACAGGUACAAUUUAGAUCUGAUGAGCCGAGGCUACGAAGGACUGGGCGGCGGCCAUCACGUACCCCACAUGUCUCCGAGUCCGGGAUCCGCGUACAUGGCGAAUUGUCCGGUUCCAUCCAACGGAGAAUACGGCCCGGACAGCAGCAGCAGUCCAGUACCGUCCUCUCCGGUUACUGGAACUGCCUUGGACAGCCACUCCCCGUACGCCAGUGCGUCCGCACAGUGGACCACCUCGGGCGGGUCUCCCUACAUCAAACAGCAGCCUUUAACCUCAGGCAGCCCCGGGUCAUCUUCACUGCACACCAGCAUGUCACCUUACUCACUGGAGCAGACCUACAUCCACCAAAACAGCAGGGAGAGCCACCACAGCGACAUUUCAGUUGGGUUUCCACUUUAUCAGAGCCACUGCGAUCGGAAAGAUUUUGUGUUCAACCUCAACGGCAUCUCGUCCUUCCACCCGACGCCCGGCGGGUCCUACUAUCACCAUCUUCAUCAUCACCACCAUCAUCAUCCUCAGAGCAUGAGUCAGGACAUUAAGCCGUGUGUCAUGUGAGCGCUUCUGUCAUCCUGGACCAGUAAAACUGCACGUCCGCCAUGUAACAUGACUAUUUUGGGGGAUCUGUUGGAGAACUAUUACUGAUUUUUCACAUGAUGGCUAUAUUCACAUGUUACCUUUGAUCUAUGGAAGGAAAAUAAAUGAAGAAACCUUCUUGGCCACGAGGGGGUGGGGGGCAAAUACAUUAAACAAAACGCUUCGUCAAAAUGAAAAACGGCAAGUGCUCCCUUGUGAACAAGAUAUGUAUUAUGUAACUAUGUUUUAUCCUUCUCACGAUGCUGUAUUAUAAACUGCAAAAAAUAUUGCACUG
Messenger RNA from Syngnathoides biaculeatus (alligator pipefish), 1808 nucleotides. It is a transcript of the gene foxf2b, whose product is annotated as forkhead box F2b. The record is from RefSeq and is a predicted model, not a curated record. The transcript has 2 exons. Gene Ontology annotation, biological process: regulation of transcription by RNA polymerase II; animal organ morphogenesis. Gene Ontology annotation, molecular function: DNA-binding transcription factor activity, RNA polymerase II-specific; RNA polymerase II cis-regulatory region sequence-specific DNA binding. The coding region runs from base 359 to 1495 and encodes 378 amino acids. NCBI's taxonomy places the organism in Eukaryota, Metazoa, Chordata, Actinopteri, Syngnathiformes, Syngnathidae. Gene Ontology annotation, cellular component: nucleus.